This is a messenger RNA of Nicotiana tabacum (common tobacco), 1496 nucleotides long. RefSeq names its product syntaxin-132. Gene Ontology annotation, biological process: intracellular protein transport; exocytosis; vesicle fusion. Gene Ontology annotation, cellular component: endomembrane system; SNARE complex; plasma membrane. Gene Ontology annotation, molecular function: SNARE binding; SNAP receptor activity. The record is from RefSeq and is a predicted model, not a curated record. NCBI's taxonomy places the organism in Eukaryota, Viridiplantae, Streptophyta, Magnoliopsida, Solanales, Solanaceae.
GAAAAAUAGGGAGCGCUAACACUACUAAUAGAGUCUUGUUUUUUCGGUUUUUCCUCGUCCUUCUCGUCUUCCCAUUGUUGCGCCGGUCGCCCGGCCCCAAACAAGACGAAGAAUAUACUCUUGGAAAACCCCACAAAAAGAAAACACCUAUAAAAUAUUGACACUCACUGUUGUUUAGCUUUCUUGCUUUUUCCUUUCCCGAUCAACAUCAACAAACACCUCCUUGUGUUUUUCUUAGACGGCCAUAAACAAUUUCUCUCAACUCUUCCUUUCUUACCAAUUUUGAAAACAUGAAUGACCUGCUAGCGGAUUCAAGCUUCGUUAGUGCCAAAGAUAAUGCUUCCAAAGAAUCUGACAUCGAGAUGGGCAAUCGGUUUACGAGGAGUCAGUCAGAUUCAGGAAUGGACACCUUCAAUAAGCAGAUACAAGAAAUUGAGAAACAGGUUGAUAAACUAUCUGGUUUGCUGAAGAGCCUUAAGGAUGCUAAUGAGGAAUCAAAAUCUGUUACUAAAGCAUCAGCAAUGAAAGCUAUAAGGAAGCGGAUGGAGAAAGAUAUAGAUGAAGUUGGGAAGAUUGCAAGAAAUGUCAAAGCAAAAAUAGAAGCAAUAAAUAACGAGAACUUGGCUAAUCGACAAAAGUCUGGAUGUGGAAAGGGUACAAGUGUUGACAGAUCAAGGACAAAUAUGACCAAUGCCUUGACAAAGAAGUUCAGAGACGUAAUGAUAGAAUUUCAGACGUUAAGGCAGAGGAUAGACAACGAAUAUCGUGAGGUUGUAGAGCGAAGGGUGAUCACAGUCACUGGAACUAGACCGGAUGAGGAGACAAUCAACAACCUGAUAGAAACCGGAAACAGCGAACAAAUCUUCCAAAAUGCUAUUCAAGGAACAGGGCGUGGACAGGUCCUAAGCACCGUAGAAGAAAUUCAUGAAAGACAUGAUGCAGUGAAGGAAAUUGAGAGAAAGCUUCUCGAUCUGCAUCAGAUUUAUCUAGACAUGGCGGUUCUGGUUGAAGCUCAAGGAGACUUGUUAGAUAAUAUUGAAUCCCAGGUGAGAUAUGCAGUGGACCACGUUAACAUGGGUACAGAUGCACUUCAAACUGCAAAGAGCUUACAGAAGAAAUCAAGAAAAUGCACGAUAAUAGCCAUAAUUCUUCUUCUGAUUAUUGCUGCCGUUGUCGUGCUCUCGGUUCUCAAACCUUGGAAGAAAUAAUCAGUAACACAUAAUCAACAUUACUUUCUCUGAAUUCAUUUCUUACUGAUCUCAUUACUAUACCGCUUUCUCUUUUUCAUCUUCUUUUGUUCUGUGUGUAUCAUCCUCUUUCUUUUCAAGUUGUAUUUUUUAUGUAUCUAAUAAGUUGCCAGUCAAAUUGUCUUUGUGGGUUUGAGUCGUGGAAUCAGUCACUGAUGUUUGCAUUAGGGUAGACUGCCUACAUCACACUCCCGUUGGAUUGUGGCCCUUUCCCGAAUACUAUAUAAAUACGAAGAGAUGCUUCGUGCA